AUGAUCCGAUUAGCUCGAAACUAUGGAUCCAAAGCUGUGAAACAGGAUUUCCACCUGUUACCAGAUUUCAAGCUCAAAUGCGGCCUUGAGAUUCAUACUCAAUUAAGUACCCAAAACAAGUUAUUCUCACAUUCUACAAAUGAUCCUUUUGCAUCAGCUAAUGUACCGAACUUCCACACAUCGUUUUUUGACGUUGCCCUUCCGGGCACGCAACCAAAUCUGAAUCUAGAGGCGGUUCUUUUCGCAGUUAAACUUGCGGUAGCACUCAAAAGCGAAGUCAACUUAAGCUCACAAUUUGACCGUAAACACUAUUUCUACGGAGAUCAACCUUUAGGAUACCAAAUUACACAACAUUACAACCCGCUGGCUAAAGGAGGCUCGAUUGAACUCACGAAAGCGCUGGACGGCAUAGAUCAGGAGCAUAUAAAGAUUGAUAUCAUGCAAUUGCAGAUAGAACAAGAUACCGGCAAGUCUAUCUAUAGGGAGUCUGAGCAUGUCUCACUUAUUGACCUCAAUAGAUCCAAUGUUCCGCUCAUAGAAAUGGUUACGCUCCCUAAUUUCACCGAUCUCAAACAAAUACGGUCUUUCAUCAAAAAGUACCAAAAUCUUGUCCGCCACUUGGGGAUAUCUACUGGAGAUUUAGAGACCGGGGCUAUGAGAGUUGACGUUAACAUGUCAAUCAACGACUAUUGCCGAGUCGAGCUAAAAAAUUUGCCUAAUACUAGCUCGAUUAUGAAUGCAGUAAAGUUCGAAUACAAGAGGCAAGUGGAUAUUAUACGAAGAGGCGAUGCAGAUGAACUUCUGUCCACGCCUGAAACGCGAGGCUGGACCGGAUCUUCCACUGUAAAGCUAAGAAGUAAAGAAACUACCAUCGAUUACAGGUAUAUGCCGGAUCCCGAAAUUCCGCUUAUUGAACUUUCUCCAGAUGUUGUCGCUGGCGUGAAAACAUCGUUACCAGUACUUCCGGAUGAAAUUCUACGGCGGUUGAUGUCGAAGCCAUAUUUCCUAUCCUUGAAGGAUGCAAAGAUUCUUACCGUAAAUGGCAAUGGUCGUGAUCAACAGUACACUCAAAGCGAAUUGUUAACAUUCUACCUUGACACUUUCGAAGAAUACCUGGCACAUGUCAAGGAAGACAUCAAUCCCAAGUUACCUACUAAUUGGAUCAUACACGAGCUGCUAGGCAAUCUGAAUAGGCUGCAAUUUCCACUAAGUAAAGCGUUACAGACCUUAACCCCCUCAAAAUUUGCUGAGUUGUUAGUUUUGAUUCAUGAAGGUACGUUGUCGAAAGCAAGUGGUAAACUUUUAUUGUUUCACAUUCUCGAAGGCGCAAAGGGCUCAAUUGAUCUCCUCCCAGUUGAUCUUUCCGCGCUAAUAGACAACUUUGAACUCAAUGCAAUACAAGAUGUUGAUCCAGAAGAACUGAAAAAAAUAUGCUCGGACAUCCUGUCUCAGUUGAACGAUCCGAAACUACUUGAGGGAAUCAUUACAGGCAAGAAAAAAAACUCUCUCAAAUUUCUAGUGGGCCAAGGAAUGCGUCUCUCUCAGGGCCGCGUAAAACCACAGCUAUUUGAACAAACCUUCAAAAAAUUGUUGAAAAUUACAUGGUGA
Molecule: messenger RNA, 1608 nt
Organism: Lachancea nothofagi CBS 11611
Lineage: Eukaryota; Fungi; Ascomycota; Saccharomycetes; Saccharomycetales; Saccharomycetaceae
Source: the annotation of a GenBank genome assembly